This is a messenger RNA of Antechinus flavipes (yellow-footed antechinus), 3359 nucleotides long. RefSeq names its product zinc finger protein 628-like. Gene Ontology annotation, cellular component: nucleus. The transcript is spliced from 5 exons. Lineage: Eukaryota; Metazoa; Chordata; Mammalia; Dasyuromorphia; Dasyuridae. The record is from RefSeq and is a predicted model, not a curated record. Bases 2614 to 3330 code for a protein of 238 amino acids.
AGGAGGGUGUAUGUGAGUAGGUGUCAUCAUCAGUCACUAAACAUGAUGUCUCGGGAGAAGAGGGGAGUAUAAGGCUCCCUUUCUCUCCUGAAGUAGCUUCCAGACAAUUUAACUGAGUGGAGAAGACACGUGGAAAAAUAAGCAGAGGAAGUUUGUAGAGUUGAGCCCACCAAGGGUAGAAUGGACAGGGGAAAUUCCAGGAAGAGGUAAGACCAAGUAGUUUGGGAAGAGGAGUGGAAUUUUAAUUGGAGAGGUGGGAAGGAAAUUGCAAAACCAAAGGCAGCAGGUAAGAAUCUUAUGCUAUCUUGGGUGAUGGGGUGGAAGUAGAGUGAUGGAUGUGACUAGAGUCAUGAAGAGCAAUGUGAGAUAAGGCUAGAAAGGCAAAUGUGGAACAUCACAGAGGACCUCAUAUUUUUCCUCUGGGGAUAGCGAGAUACUGCAGGCUUUAAAGGUGAGUGAUAUGGCAAGAGCUAGACUUUAGGGAGAGGGAUCCAGUAGAUGAAAUACCGAGGGGAGAGAUAGGAAAGAGACUAUUUUAGAAGACUGGAGCAAUAGGCCAGAUAAGAGGUAAGGGAGUAAGAAUCCACCUCUAAUUUGUAUAGGAAUGAAUGAACCCUUCAGAUGAAAGCUGAAAGUUAAGUGUCCCUAAUAAAUCUGAUGUCCUGGACAGGAAACAAGAUUUAGGGGCAUGGGUAAUUCAUCUGUUAGUAGGUUCAGACUUCUGAAAAGAAAUAGCAAUAUUCUUGUAGAAUGUUAAAAAUAUACAAAAUAUUACAUAUGUGUGUGUAUAUACACACAUUAUCAUUGAAUCUCCCAACCAAUCUUGUGAAAUAGAAAGUAUUGAUGUUAUCCCCACUUUCUAGAUAGGAAAUUAAGGCUCAGGUGAAAUGACUUGGCAAAGUUCAUAGGUAAUCUCGAGUCAAGACUUCAAAUCUGGGUCUUUCCCAGUCCCACACUGAGUCUAUGACAUAAGUCUAUGUCAGUGGAUCUGAUGAGAACCCUCCUCACCAUCUUGUAUAAUUCUUAUCCAUGUCUUUCCUCAAGUCCUCCACAGAAGACUGUACUGGAAGCCUUCCAAGACUUAGUAUGGACUUGUGAUUAGGGCAUCUCACAGGACUGGGGAUACAGCUGUGAUGAGGGGCUCAGUAACCUGAGCAACAAAGUUUUUAAACAAAUGUGAGAGGAAAUGUGAGAAGAAAUGCCUGUAUACAAACCAUAAAAAGAUAUAUGGAGUUUGUAAUAGGCUUUUAAAUUUGGAAGCAAUACUAGAAACCAUCUCAAUGCCCUCAUUCAACUGAUGAAAACAUUAGGGCCCUAAGAAGUAAAGUGACUUGCUCAGUCACACGGAAGCAGAAAAAGCAUAGGUUCUCUAGGCUCUAAAUCGAGUUUCCCUCCUCCCCACUAUGCCAUAUAAUGCUUUCUAAAAGGAAAAAAGAUUGAGAAUGAGGUCAAAAUUAUCUCUUAGCAAGAGACGGCAACAGAUUUUAGCAACAAGCACAACCUCAUAGGUAUCAUCGAAACUUAGGGAGCUGGUCAUCCAUGGAUAAGCAUAUCUUGUCCAAAAAGAACAUGGGGGUGGUGGUGCUGCAGUUUGUAUAUUAAGAAGGCUGUGCACAAAUCUAUUAAUCUACACAGAGAAUUAAUUGGUGGGUGAAAUGGGACUACAGAAACCACAAAGGGAAAUGACCAUGGUGGUGGUGACAAACACUGAAGAUGUCAGAAUUUGCCGUUAGAGGGCAGAACUGGAGUGAAAGCUGCAAAGAACGCUCUGAAAGAGGAAUGGGCUGCCUCUUGUUAGAGAUUGGAUGACGGCUUGUAAGGGAAGUUGUAGAAUAAGUUUGUGCUCAUGUACGGGUUGGACUAGUUGGCCUCUGACAUCUCUGCUAGCUCUGAGGUUCUGGGAUUCUUAUAGCAGAUUCCAAAGAGUGUAGAGAAAAGGAAGGUCUGAGCCUGUGGCUGGGUUGGAAUGGUCAGGACAGACUUUGUGGAGAUGAGGCUAGAAGCUAGGCUUUGAUGUGGAGGUAAGAUUAGCUAUAAAGUGUGGCAGGUAAGGGGGGACAUGCAUGGGUGUAGAUGAGGUGACCAGGACCUUUGGGUUGAGUAUCUGUCCUUUCUUUUUGUGGGGGCUUAGGGUUAACCCAUAUUCCCUGAGGCCCAAGAACAGAGGAUGGUAUGGCAGGAGCAGGGAGAAGAGGGGCUGCCUUGGCUCCUGCUCAGUUCUGAUGAGGGAGAUACCUGGAUCGCCAUUCCUUCUGGGAAGGAAAUCAGUUUGCAGGAGCUCAAUUAGUGUGUUCAAUGGUGGUAGUAGUUGUGUGUGUGAGGAAUAUGGGGAGGGGCAGGUCCCCAAGAUAGCCACUUUCCUUUUAGAACCUCAGAGUAAGCUGGAGCCAGUAUGUUGGGGUUGGGGAGGAGGAAGAAGAUGGAAUGACCCUAGGCACCCUGUUGCUCCACUUUCAUUAGUUCCCAUCCUCCAAGGCACAUCUGAAUGAUAGCUACCGAAGAAUCCAGGCUGAUCUAAACUAAAACCUCCAGAGUGGGAGGACUCAAGGGGGUUGAGGUAUCGAUCUUAGUCUGCUUUCUUCUACCUCCCACCUCCGGUGAGGUAGCCCUGAGAUGCCUCGAUCCUUCCUAGUAAGAAGCAGAAGAACCUCUGGAAGAAAAAAGGUGAUUGGCUUUACUCCAGGGAACCCAGCCCUCUCUGUGGGGAGGCUUGGAGGCCCAUGGGCUGAGAGGCCCCUGUCCCCCAACCCUGAAGCCGGCUCCUCUCUGGGGUCCUCUGCGCAGGCAGAGGCUGACCUCUUUGGGCUCCAGGGGCCAGCUGGCCUCUCCUGGGAUGGCCACUGCCCCCAGCCCCAGCCUCAGCCCCAGCCCCCGCCCCCGACAGCAGUUACUGCCCCAAACCUGCAGCCACAGCUACCGCUGCCACCACCCACAGCACAGCACCCUCAUCAAUUCAAGGAGAGACUGUUCCCCUGCGGCGUGUGCGGGAAGAGCUUCCGGCGCUCCUCCACUCUGUCCACACACCUGCUUAUCCAUUCGGGCACGCGGCCCCAUCCCUGCCCCUUCUGCACCAAGCGCUUCCACCAGAAAUCCGACAUGAAGAAGCACACGUUCACCCACACCGGAGAAAAGCCCCAUCACUGUGGAGUAUGUGGAAAAUCCUUCAGCCAGAGCUCCAACCUGCUCACUCACUGUCGGCAGCAUGGGGUGAGCCGGCCGUUGCCUGGGAGGCCAAAGUGCCCACCCCUGCAGGAAUCCUGCCCCAAAGAGCCACCGGGCACUUCCCUGGGGGUCCUGAGCCCCAGGGAGAAGGGAGAAAACUGUCCCUAAAGCCUUGUUCUCCACCUGUUCACCAAAAU